CGGCCCGGCCAUGGGCGCCAAGCAGAGCGCCCCCGCCGCUGCCAACGGCCGCGCCCGCGCCUACUCAGGCUCUGACCUGCCCCCGGCCGGCGGCGCCGUGCGGGGCCGCGCGCCCGCGCCCCCGACCCCGGCCGCCUCGGGCUCGGCCGCCGCCCCCGCGCAGUCCGCGGCCGCCUCGGGUUCGGGCUCGGCCUCGGCGCCCCGGGGAGGCGGCCGCUCCCUGGGCGGCGGCGGCGGCGGCGGGGGCGCCCGAGCGGCGCAGUCUGCCGUGCACAUCCCCAGCAGCAGCAGCAGCAGCGGCCCGUACGGCUCGCAGGACUCGGUGAACAGCACCUCCGACGAGGGCCGCUCGGCCGCCGGCGGGCCCCGCCUCGUGAUAGGCUCGCUGCCCGCGCACCUCUCCCCGCACAUGUUCGGAGGUUUCAAGUGCCCGGUGUGCUCCAAAUUUGUACCUUCAGAUGAAAUGGAUUUGCAUCUUGUGAUGUGUUUAACAAAGCCACGGAUAACCUAUAAUGAGGAUGUGCUAAGUAAAGAUGCUGGAGAAUGUGCAAUAUGUCUGGAAGAACUGCUGCAAGGAGACACGAUAGCAAGACUGCCUUGUCUGUGCAUUUAUCAUAAAAGCUGCAUAGACGAAUGGUUUGAAGUCAAUAGGUCUUGUCCUGAGCACCCUUCAGAUUAAGCGUCUGAUUCCUGUUUUGUUUUCUUAUGUCUUUUCAAGAUGUUUGGAAAACAUAAGAGAAUAUGAGGACCUGUCUCUGGGGAAAAAACAUAUGCAGCCAGAAACCUGAGUUCUAUGGGACUGAUCACAUAGAGAUGGACAAUCAGAGAGACGAGGACACUUCCUCACCCAGAGCUGGGUGUACCGAGGGUGCCCAGAAAAGGACGCCCCGCAGGGACUCUGAACAUGCUGCACAGCCCUCAGUCUUCGUCUACCCAUAGUUACUGUUGGUAAACGUUUUGUAUUCAGACGCCAAAGUUAACUAAUUUCAUAGUGGAUUUACUUCUUCCUAAGUUCCCUAGAGCUGUAAAUGGAUUUAGGGGUUUGGGGUUUUUCUCUUUUCCUCCCAACUUGGAAGUUUUUGCAUUCUCAGAUUCUAAAGUAAAGAUGACCUCAAACUUUCUUCUUGGGGAUUAACACCUCAAACUAGGUGAUGGAGCAGCAGUCAAACCUUUUUUCCUGAAUGCAGACCAUGAUCUCACGUUCUUCCAGACACCUCCAAAGGAAAAGUGAAAAGCCCUAUGUGGCUCAAAGAGCCUAGUGAAAUUUGGGAUUGAUUCCCUUAGACCUGCUCAAUCUGGAUGGCUUCCUUCCUUGUUAGGGAGAAGCCCCUGCCCAUCAAUGUGGUGGCAGCUCCGUGCAGCUAUGCAACUUCCUAAGGAAGGACCAGUUUUAAGUGCUGCCGGGAAUGGGAAUUUCUUUUAACGGGUAUUUUUGUUUUUUCAGGUAAUUAUUUUUCUGUACUUUCAUCUCCAGGCUGCCUCUCCAAGUGGGGGCAAAAUAUGAAAACUUAAAGAAUAACUGCUGAAAUGUGGGGAGAGAAGUUUUCCAAGUUCCUAAGAUUAAGUUUGGAUGGAGCUCAGAAUAAUUUGCAGAACAUUUUAUAGAUUUUUUUUUUUUAAAAAUCAAAUUUAAUUUGCAUGGCAGAUUCAUAGCAAUUUGCAUCUUUCAUUUUCCAGAUAAUCUGGAGAUUAGCAUUUGAUAAUUUUUUAAAACAAGUAUGGAGAUUUUGUUAAUUUAUAAUUUAUUAAUGUAUUGUUACUGUGCUGCAUAUGUAUGUUAAUUUACAGAGGCUUUUAAACAGUCCUGUAGGGGAAAUGUACUGAGGAAAAUUAUGUGAAUAAAUAAAUAAUAGUUCCCACAAAAUACAUCUGAAUGGUUUAAACUGAGGAGAAAUCAGGGCUAUUUAAGCGAAUGUCUUCUAUCAAUACAAUAAGUAAUUUCUGCAUUUUCAACACAAAGGGGAAAAAGUUAGCGUGAAGAUUCUGACAUGUACUUGCUGGAGCUCAGAAGGAAGCCAUCCAGGCCAGUUUCUGAGCAGAUGGAAUGUUUCCUCCUCUUCCUUGCUGCUGUCUGGGCUCCCACACUCUUGCCCUCUCCCGCCGCACCCGGGACGACGUGUUCACCCCUGCGACCCCUCUGAUUGCUUGCUGUGAGAGCCUAAUCUUAGAUCACAUUUCCCCUGAAACUCUGCUGUGAAAUGCCUUGUGUGAUGCUGCACACGAUUGUAGAUUCCAAAGCUACUCCUGUAUCAUCCGACCACAGUGUCCUGGUGCUCCUGAACCGAUUCAGGACAAGAUUCCUCCCUCAGAUGCUGGCUCUUCGAAGCUGCUUUAUGGUUUCAGUUUUGUGAAUCAUUCCCUCAUCACCUACCAACCAAUUAGACUGUGAAGGAUGUUUCUUUCUACACUCUGGAGACUCCGUGGCGGGCAGAACUCCUGGGGUUCCCUAUGAGAAACUGAUUCUAGUGGGGGUGGCUCACUGACCAUGUUCUCCUACAGGCUGAUUUUUUCAAGGUGAUUAUUUUUUACAUUUUCCUUUCUGACAGUAGGUGUCAAACCCACAUUGACCUGAGUCCUUUCUGACUGUGUGUCCUGCAAUAAGACAUCCUUGGGCCUCAUUGCCUCUUUUAGUCUUGCUCUCUGCAGAACUGAAGUGUUCUAGUUCUGCUGGGCCAGGACCAGUUCCAGAUAUCACUGGAAAAGGUUUACCGAAUUAAAAAUAAGCCUAACUUGGUGUUGGUUUGUGGUUUUCUAAGUCGAUUGUGGAGCCAGCAGGGUUUCAUUACUAAUCUAGAGCAGUUUCUAUUGAAAUCUGAGGACCAGCCUGGUUUAAAAACAAAACAACAAACAAAAACAGAAACUGCCAUUUUUACUUUAAAUUUAGACUUCCUGUAAUAUUAAUGUGCAAAUUAAAAAAAAAUUACUCAAAUCUAAAUAGUUCAGAAUUUUAGCUCCAAACAGUUAAACUCUGAAAAACAUCCCAAGGAAAAUGCUUGACAUUUGUAAAUGGUCUAGAGGUGCUAGGUCUUAGAGACCUAGCUCUCUCCCCACCAGCCCUGCUGGCUAAAAUGGAGGGAGAGCUGAAAGCCCAAAUGAGCAAAAUGUCUCGCCCUUCCCCACAUGUUGCACAUGUUCUGUCAUAGUGUCUGUCCCUCCUGGCUCCAUAGUGUGUUGAUUGCCAGUUUUUACCACACGGCACACAUCGCUCCCCAGUCUUUUUCCUGGACCUAUUUCUUGCUUAAAUGUGCAAGAAAAACUAGAUCUUCUUAAAAACUCAGGUUUUACCAUUAAAUGAGCUGUUUUGUCAAAUCGUCAAACAGACCAGUAAACAUAAUAUAUUCUGAAGGGCAUAUUUUUUAAAUUUGGGCACAAGCUGGAGCAUAGAUUGUAUUUUACAAAAAGUGAUUGCAUUUCCUGCCAUAACUCGGAUAAAAUCAAACAGCAGCUGCUGGUGGUAAAAGGACACCUUGAGCUAGAGGUGCCUCAGGGCCCUCUCCCCAGGGCAGAUGCCCAGUUAAUUUUUUGAGUUCCUUUCAUGAGAAUGUCUAAGAUUGGCUUUAAAUGUUCCCAUCACCAAUCAAGAUUCACAGAUUCUGUGAUAUGGGAUAGACAGGUUUGGUGAAAGUGCUUGUAAAUCCUAGUGCUUUAUGUGAAACAAGUGAAGACUUGUUUUGCCACCUUAUAAAAGACUAAAUUACAGAUAAAUGUCACUUAUACUUACUGUUCCUAAUCAAGGAGUGUGGAAGGCAUAACAACAAGUGAGAUUGUAAGGCGAAGUAUAUUGUAAACUCUGGGUUUUUCAAACAGAAUAAUUGAAUUUAACUGGCCAUUGGCAUUCCCCCACUACACUGACAUUUUUUUGACAUCAACUUUUGCAUCUAAAUAAAAUAAGCACAUGCUAGGAGUAAAUCAAAACAAAUGAGUAGUUCCUGCUGGAUCUCAAUCCCUCUUAGGUGUUUGAUCUAAAAUUUUGAAAUAAGAAGCCUUUUAUGUGACAGCAAUUGAAAGAGACUAGCACCAGUGGCAGAGAAACUGAGGUUUCCACAUUUCUAGGCAAUGUCAGGCUCCAACCCCUACAUCCCCUUUCCUGUAGUGUAUAACUACUGACUGCUGCGUUUUGUGCAUAACACUGGCUGAUUAUCAGGUUGUUGGUUUUCCCCCCUCAUUUUCUUUUCUAUCCUGAUAGGUUACUGCUUGCUAGUUUCUAAAGGGAACUGCCAUCCAAAUUUCUUUGUGGUCCUUGCCUGGCAACAGCAGGUUAGUUUGCUUUGCUCAGACAAAACAAUCCCCAGCUUGAAGCUCUGAGUGAACAUCUUUACCCGGAAUGUUGCCUAACCACAUGGUCUCUAUUUGAAACAAAGAAUGACUGUAUUUAUUAGGAAAUAUGUCCCCUCCCUAGCCAACUCGGCUUGCUAAUAGCUUCUAGCACCAAAGGUAAUCAGGUGCAUUAAUCUUUGGUUUUGUCAUUGGGAACAAGUGUGUUAAUGGUCUUAAAGCCAUCUUACCUCAACCAGUAGCCAUCACAAUGGUUCUGAGAGGAUGCCAGAAAUAAGGGACUGGAUGGCACGUGUGUGCUGGAACCCUGGCCAACAGACCUGGCUGCUGACAUGUGCUAGCUUUGCCUAGGCUGCCGGGCGUCCCUCAGAUCCCCGGUGUGUGUGCAUAGGAUGUGAUAAACUCCAGAAGGAGCCCUCUGACCACCCCAUACCAGGCUUUUAUGGGCAUUGCCCUUUUAACUUUGAGAUUCACAUCUUCCCUCCUAGUUUCUGAUCUGAAGACGUCUUGCUGGGUCUUGAUGGUUUGUAUCGAAAAUUAGGUAACCACUUCACAUAGAGGCACUAGGAAAGUAGUUAACAGUCUAAAAUAAAGUUUUUAUUAACUAGCAUUUGUUGUGUAGCCAUCACAUACACAUUGUAUUAGGCCUUUAUUAUCUCCCGUGGCCUCUUGCUACCACACUGAGCACUCAGGAGGCGGGGGUGGGGGGUGGGGGGGGUGGUUUGCCCUUGGACAUAGUUGCAUGACGCUUUCCAAUUGGAUUUAGGAGAAUAAAUCCCACUAUUUCUCUAGAAAUAAUUUGCCAUGAGUAUCAUUGUUUGAAAAUAAAGGAAAUGUGUGAUCAUGACUUCAUUUCUGUUGGUAAUGUUCCCUGCCAUUUCCUUUUAGCUCUUCUGAAUUUACUAGAGUAAUACUGUUAAGGGAGCAUAAGGUUUCCAUUAUUAAAAGUAGCAAAUUAACUCGUAUCUCCUGAGUUCCAACUAAAAUAGGGCAUCCACUUUAGGCGUUUGAAUACGUUAUUCUUUUAGUGAUUUUGCCAAAGUGUCAAAAUAUUUUAAGGUAGAAAGAGGAGAGAAGACUUUUGAGGGAAUAUAUUUUUAACUUGUCUCUAGAUUGUGUCCCAAAACACCAUUAAUACAGAACUGGAAAAGUUUGGGACACUGAGCCCCUUAGCAUUAAUGUUACAUGAUAAUAUGAGUAUUUGAUUUUGCACACUUAACCCAACAAAUAUACUGACAGGUAUUAGAUAAAACUGUAAAUCACUUAAAAAAUAAUUGUUAUUUUAGUGGUGAUGGUCUUCCUUCAUUACCUUAAAUUUAAACAAAUGUAACAUUUGAAUUGUUGAAUGUAGUGCCUGCUUCUAGAUUUUGUGAUUGAAACAUGAUUUGAAGGCUUAAGAUGGUGGGGAUUUUUGACAGUCUGCCAACACAAUCAUAAAAUAUUUUUUGAUUUUAGGUUGUAUGUUUAAUAACAUUCCAUUAUGUAAAGAAAAUGUAAUAAAUCUUUUGAAGCACAAUUUGCAAUGACAGGUAUGUUACGAGUUCUCAAGGUUUCUUUCUUAUGGAGGUGUGUUUAGCCCAUUUUAGUUUUAAUUGGAUUUCCAAUUGAAUUUGUUCAAUGUAAGCAAACUUGUUAUGUAGUAGAAAGAAUCAGGUUCUGGGAUCUAGUUUCAAUUCUGUAGGUAAAUCUGAUUGCAUGACCUUGAGCAGAUGACUUUUUUGUUCAUUUUAGCUACCUAUGUGCUGGGCGCUGGGCUAAGCACUUUAUUUUAAGCUGUCUUAUUUGAUCCUUAUAAUGCUUCUACGAUCUAGAUAUUAUUCCUAUUUUACAGUUUUAUAAACAGGAAGAUAGGCCAAGUGAUUUGGCCAGGAUGAACACAGCUUAUAAAUGUAACUUUUGAAGACACAAACAAUGCCAUUGAGGAGAAGAGCUGUCUAAGAAGAUGAUGGGAAGCCAGUAUGUAUUAAAGAGCAAAGCAGGAACCAGGGCACGGGAGCAUGGGAACACAAUUUAAGAAUGAGAAAACAAGGACAAAAUUAGGUUUUUAAGUAGUGAUAGCAAGAGGCAAUCAAAGUUGAUCACUUGUCAGGGCAUUUUUAUUCUUCUUUGGAUUUGGACCAAGAGAACCUCUUGAGAUCCCUUCCACUUCCAGAAUUCCCUGACCAUUCUAGUAUGAGCUUUAGUAAAAUGUGGCCCCUGGAAGAUUACUUUUCAGAUUCUCUCCCCCCCCAAUCUGUGUUGGAAGAUAAGAGCAGAUGGGAGAAGGGCAUGCAUCCUCUAGGAAGCCAUGGUGAGCCUACAGUAUACUGGCAGCAGCAGGGACUGUGUGGAAUGGACAAAGCUUAGGUCAUCACUGUCAUGCACACCAAGAAUGGGGGAGCUCCAAGUGGAAAGGUGCUACUGAAUUGAGAUGUGGAAUCAUAAUCGAUUGUCGAAUUUUAAAUUGACGCUCUACACUUUUUUACUUUUGUUUCAAAAGUUUCAGAGAAAUAAAAAUUUUGCUUUCUA
Sarcophilus harrisii (Tasmanian devil) is the source of this 6783-nucleotide messenger RNA. RefSeq names its product zinc and ring finger 2 (gene ZNRF2). The transcript is spliced from 5 exons. The record is from RefSeq and is a predicted model, not a curated record. Lineage: Eukaryota; Metazoa; Chordata; Mammalia; Dasyuromorphia; Dasyuridae. The coding region runs from base 11 to 679 and encodes 222 amino acids.